AUGCGUGUCUGUCGCACGCUUUUAUCCCUUGUUAAGGCGGCACCCCUGUUGUUAUCCUCAACCACGACAACUACUAGCGUUAUUGGCUCGGUUGUGGAGCGCUCGUUCAUGCGGAACCUUAUCCCUUUCCGUCUCAUCGCAACCGGUUCGAUGGCGUCUGUGCUUAGGCAUAUUUUCCUCCAGCACGAGCCCCUUAUUGCGUUAUUCUUCGGCUCACUGGAGCAUGUGCCUCUGCCGGCGCUGCCACGCAUGCUCCUCGCUGAAGGAUUUCAGCGACUGCUUGAAGGUGUCUAUCCGCAGCGCAAGCUACGCGAAUUGUUUGAAGAAGCUGAAAUAGAGGUUCGAAAGAUCUUGUAUGACCUAGAUUUUGACGUUACUGGAAGACGUGGCGUGUACAAGAACCAAUCCUCCACUGCCAGCUCAGAUGAACUCAUGGCAUACAAUGCUGUGCAAAGAGAUCCUUUGACGCGGCUGCUUGCCUUUGAGUUACGUGCCGUGUGUGAGUACUACUCCAAGCUCUUGGCUAUAUCGAGCCAGCCGGAGGUCGGAGCUGCGGUAAUGGUGCGCACGAUGAUUGCCUCGGAUUUACGCACGGAUCGCUUGCUCACUGACGUUGUCCUGGCCUUCGACCAGCACCCAAGAGACAAGUACACUGGGAGACCUCUUGAACCGGUGCCGCCAGCGGUCGUGGGAUUCGUGAAGGAGUGCUUAUUGUUUGAGCGUGACGCCUUUGGGAAGUUUCGCUUUGACGCCCGAGGUGAUAACCGACACCUGCUGCAUAAUAUCAAACUGGCUGAUGUUACCAAGACACAAGAAUCGUUUAGUCUCUUGCUGGACCCUGUUCUAAAGCAGAACGGAAACUUCUUGCUAAGGAAUUUGCCUGUCUACAAUGGGCGAUGGACUCGAUACGAGCUCUCGUGUGGUGAGGAAGAUCCCCGCAUUGAUGCAUCUCUGCCGGUGGUUGAGACGCUAAGUGUUCAAGAUGAUGUGUCUGGGAAGCCUUUCUCGGUUGUAGUACAGUACACAGAGCCAGUGUGCCGUCGCCACAAGACUAACGCUCGAGAAAGCAAAGCGAACCUCGACCAUGUAGAGAUUUUUGAAAUUGCAAACGAGAACCGCAACCGUACUUUCUGGGAGAAAUACUUUAUGGACCGCUGA
This is a messenger RNA of Phytomonas sp. EM1, 1158 nucleotides long. The record is from the annotation of a GenBank genome assembly. Lineage: Eukaryota; Euglenozoa; Kinetoplastea; Trypanosomatida; Trypanosomatidae.